Microplitis mediator is the source of this 558-nucleotide messenger RNA. RefSeq lists its product as uncharacterized. Bases 134 to 523 code for a protein of 129 amino acids. The record is from RefSeq and is a predicted model, not a curated record. The transcript is spliced from 3 exons. NCBI's taxonomy places the organism in Eukaryota, Metazoa, Arthropoda, Insecta, Hymenoptera, Braconidae.
UGAAAUACAUUAGUCACGACAUAUAAAUAUUGUAAAUUUUUUAAUUUUGACUGUAACAUUAAUAAAAAGUGAUAAUUACAUAAUAAUAAAAAUUAUUUUAAGUAAAUAAAGAUAAAAUAGUCUGCAGAGAAAAAUGAUUUUGUUAAAUUAUUUCGUUCAGAUCAUCAUCAGUUUUUUCGUUAUUCCCUUGAUGUUUGGAGAAUCAGCAAAAAUAAUGAUGGAGAAAGAAUCUACUAAUGAAAUAAAAUUAUCAAAUCAAACAAACCCACAAAAUUUAAGUGAAUUGAGAAUUUGUGGUCAUGAUAUGCCAUGCGGAUGGUAUGUAUAUGAAAUGGCGAAACCAUCAUUUGGAUUUGAUAAAGUCUUCAAAAGUUUUAUAUUAAACAAAUGUAGAUGCAAAAGUGAUAUGUAUCGUUGUAUACGUGUACGGGAAAUACUUUCUUCUCAAGCUUUCACUUAUUAUUGUCGUGAAAAUACAACUCAAUAUGAUAUUUAUGCACCAAAUAGUGAUAUAUUUACCUAAAACGAUGAUCCAUACGAAUUUAAUUGUAUCACCAA